AUGGUUGCUGAGUUUAUAUUGAGCCAGCAGCAUUUGAUGGGUGGGGGUGCUGCCAUGGGGCCAGGACCAACCCCCUCCAGAGUGCCGCCGCCGCAAAGGCCGCGCCUCUCAGUCUCACCACACUACCCUAUGGAUCAAUCUCCUUCUUCCAAUGGCUCAGCCGAACAUCAAGAUUUCAACUCAUUUGACUACAAUAAAAGAAAGGAGUUCUUCGGACAGCGUAAGCAAAGGGAGUUCAUCCCUGACAGCAAGAAAGAUGAUGGCUACUGGGACCGCAGACGGCGAAACAAUGAAGCCGCUAAGCGCUCCCGCGAAAAACGCCGUUUCAAUGACAUGGUUCUUGAACAACGAGUCGUCGAACUCUCAAAAGAAAACCAUGUGUUAAAAGCUCAAUUAGAUGCUAUUAAAGAAAAAUAUGGAAUCUGUGGAGAGGCGCUUAUCAGCAUCGACCAAGUCUUAGCCACAUUACCGACAUGCGAUCAAGUAUUGUGCGUUACAAAGAGAACUAAAUUAACAGGCAACGCUCUAUUUCCUGCCGCGCCACCUCCACCUCCUCCGAUACCUUCUGCAUCGCCGCCACCUCCGAUACCACAGCGUGCCCCCGAACCUUACCAGGAAAGGCUUCCAGCCCCUGAGGCUUAUUACCCUCACCCAGCCCACUACGAACCACCAGGUUCCGUUCUCAACCUUUCAAGAUCUCGCCGUGCUCCCUCACCUUAUGAACUCUCCUCCCUCUCGGGUUCCGGAGAUGAAACUGGUGAACAAUACGCCCACGAAAAUAAUGGACUCCCAUUAAAAUUACGCCACAAAUCACACUUGGGUGACAAAGAUGUUGCCAGCGCUCUUCUUUCCCUCCAACACAUCAAGCAAGAGCCAGGACCACGUUCAUCGCCUUCUUGGGAUGGUGAAGGGUCCAGUGACGAAAGGGACUCGGGGAUCUCACUGGGAGUCGAAUACAGACCGCAGCGACCUGUCAGCGACGAGAGGUUAGCAGAGGAAGAAGAUGCUCACCUUAAGGCCGAGCUAGCGCGGCUGGCUACUGAAGUCGCAACACUUAAAAACAUGAUGCACCAGAACAAGACUCGUGUUUUGGAACAUUGA
Messenger RNA from Pieris macdunnoughi, 1101 nucleotides. Lineage: Eukaryota; Metazoa; Arthropoda; Insecta; Lepidoptera; Pieridae. The record is from the annotation of a GenBank genome assembly.